Cucurbita pepo subsp. pepo (vegetable marrow) is the source of this 1581-nucleotide messenger RNA. Its product is annotated as pectate lyase-like. Lineage: Eukaryota; Viridiplantae; Streptophyta; Magnoliopsida; Cucurbitales; Cucurbitaceae. Gene Ontology annotation, molecular function: pectate lyase activity. The record is from RefSeq and is a predicted model, not a curated record.
CACACACACACAACAACAACAACAACAAUAAACAACUAUGAUGGCUGGCUGUCGGUUUAAGGUUUUGAUGGUUCUGCUGCUUUCAAUGGCUGUUCUAAUGCCAACUCUCCGAGCUGGCAUUGCUGAAUAUGAUGACUUUUUGCUCAAGAAGGCUGUUGCAGCCGAACAAGUGGCUCAUGAGGCCUACAACCCCGACCCCAUGAAUGUCACUAACCAUCUCAACCUUCAAGUUCAUUUAGCUUUUGAGGGAAGCAAUAGCACGAGGAGGGGCUUAGCCAAAUACAAGGGACCAUGUUUGGCGACAAACCCGAUCGACCGAUGUUGGAGAUGCAACAAAAAAUGGGCCAAAAACCGCAAGAAGCUAGCCUCUUGUGUCCUUGGUUUUGGCCGAAAAACCACCGGUGGCAAAAGAGGCCGUUACUACAAAGUAACCGACCCAUCAGACACUGAAUUCGUAGACCCUAAACCCGGAACCCUAAGACACGCAUGUAUUCAAAAACGACCAUUAUGGAUCACAUUUGGACGUAGCAUGAUCAUCAAGCUAUCAAAAGAGCUAUUAAUAUCAAGUCACAAGACCAUCGAUGCACGUGGUGCCAAUGUCCAUAUAGCCUAUGGUGCUGGUCUAAGCAUUCAAUUCUCCCGGAAUGUAAUCAUCCACGGCCUACACAUCCACCACAUCGUGGCAGCCAAUGGUGGCAUGAUCCGUGACGCAUACAAUCAUGUGGGCCUACGAACCGUAAGCGAUGGCGAUGGCAUAUCAAUCUUUGGGUCAUCCAACAUUUGGCUGGACCAUCUCUCCAUGUCAAACUGCCAAGAUGGGCUCAUAGACGCAAUCCAAGGCUCCACAGCUAUCACAGUGUCAAACUCCCAUUUCACGCAUCACAACGACGUGAUGCUGUUUGGUGCAAGUGAUUCAUAUCAAGGGGACUCCAUCAUGCAAGUGACCGUGGCAUUUAACCAUUUUGGUAAAGGGUUGGUGCAGCGAAUGCCAAGGUGCCGAUGGGGGUUCUUCCAUGUGGUUAAUAAUGACUAUACUCAUUGGUUGAUGUAUGCAAUUGGUGGGAGCCAACAUCCAACCAUUAUAAGCCAAGGGAAUAGGUUCAUAGCGCCGCCAAACCCGGCUGCUAGGCAGAUAACCAACAGGAACUAUGCGCCGGAGAGUGUGUGGAAGACGUGGACGUGGAGGUCAGAAGGGGACUUGUUGAUGAAUGGUGCUUAUUUUGUUCAGUCGGGGAGUUCGAGUAAGCGAAGGCCGUACAGCAGGUUGGAUAUGAUUAAGGCCAAGCCUGGGACUUAUGUUAGAAGGCUUACGCGCUUUGCGGGGUCGCUGAAUUGCUAUGAGGGGCGCCCAUGCUAAGCCAUGGUGAUGAAUCAAACAUUUUGUCAUUUAAAUUCAAUUCAUUUUUAUUGUGAUUGGGUUAUGAUUUGAUUUGGAAAUUGAAUGGGUGACAGAUGGGAUGUUCGAGAAUAAAGCAAGGGCGGAGUGAGGCUUUGGAAAGGCCUUGAGAUGAUGAUGUUUGUUUUUUUAAUUAUUUUUGUUACCAUUUGUAUGUGUGAAUUGUAUUCACUUUCCUUUCUUUU